Tupaia belangeri chinensis (Chinese tree shrew) is the source of this 3796-nucleotide messenger RNA. RefSeq names its product neuroligin-1. Gene Ontology annotation, molecular function: neurexin family protein binding. Gene Ontology annotation, cellular component: membrane. The transcript is spliced from 5 exons. The record is from RefSeq and is a predicted model, not a curated record. NCBI's taxonomy places the organism in Eukaryota, Metazoa, Chordata, Mammalia, Scandentia, Tupaiidae. The coding region runs from base 88 to 2007 and encodes 639 amino acids.
CUUACAAAGAAACAGACAGAUGAUUUAGGUGAUAAUGAAGGUGCUGAAGAUGAAGAUAUUCGGGACAGUGGGGGCCCCAAACCUGUGAUGGUGUAUAUCCACGGUGGCUCGUACAUGGAAGGGACUGGCAAUUUAUAUGACGGCAGUGUCUUGGCGAGUUACGGCAAUGUGAUUGUCAUCACGGUCAACUAUCGACUUGGGGUGCUUGGUUUCUUGAGUACAGGGGAUCAGGCUGCAAAGGGAAACUAUGGACUCCUUGAUCUCAUACAGGCUCUAAGAUGGACUAGUGAGAACAUUGGAUUCUUCGGUGGUGACCCCUUAAGAAUUACUGUUUUUGGAUCUGGCGCUGGGGGUUCAUGUGUCAACCUGCUGACUUUAUCCCAUUAUUCUGAAGGUCUUUUUCAACGAGCAAUAGCUCAAAGUGGAACAGCCCUUUCCAGCUGGGCUGUUAGUUUCCAACCUGCAAAAUAUGCUAGAAUGUUGGCAACAAAAGUUGGUUGCAAUGUGUCAGAUACAGUAGAGUUAGUAGAAUGCCUGCAGAAGAAGCCUUAUAAAGAACUUGUUGAUCAAGACAUCCAGCCAGCCCGGUAUCACAUAGCCUUUGGACCCGUGAUUGAUGGUGAUGUCAUACCAGACGACCCUCAGAUAUUAAUGGAGCAAGGAGAGUUUCUGAACUAUGAUAUCAUGCUGGGAGUUAACCAAGGCGAAGGGCUAAAAUUCGUUGAAAAUAUAGUAGAUAGUGAUGAUGGUAUAUCAGCUAGUGAUUUUGACUUUGCCGUUUCCAACUUUGUUGAUAACUUAUAUGGCUAUCCUGAAGGCAAAGAUGUUUUGAGAGAAACUAUCAAAUUUAUGUAUACAGACUGGGCUGACCGUCAUAAUCCUGAAACCAGAAGGAAGACAUUAUUGGCUUUGUUUACAGACCAUCAGUGGGUGGCACCAGCUGUCGCGACAGCAGAUCUUCACUCAAACUUUGGCUCACCUACGUACUUCUAUGCCUUUUACCAUCAUUGCCAAACAGAUCAGGUUCCAGCGUGGGCUGACGCAGCCCACGGAGAUGAGGUUCCCUAUGUACUGGGAAUUCCCAUGAUUGGCCCUACAGAGUUAUUUCCUUGCAAUUUUUCCAAAAAUGACGUGAUGCUGAGUGCAGUCGUAAUGACAUAUUGGACAAACUUUGCUAAAACUGGUGACCCAAAUCAACCAGUUCCUCAAGACACGAAAUUCAUCCACACCAAACCCAACCGCUUUGAAGAAGUAGCAUGGACCAGGUAUUCCCAGAAGGACCAACUUUAUCUCCACAUUGGAUUAAAACCAAGAGUUAAAGAACAUUACAGGGCCAAUAAGGUGAACCUCUGGUUGGAGCUGGUGCCUCAUCUGCAUAAUCUCAAUGACAUUUCUCAGUAUACCUCGACAACUACUAAAGUGCCAUCAACAGACAUCACUUUCAGACCUACGAGAAAAAAUUCGGUCCCUGUCACAUCAGCCUUUCCCACUGCCAAGCAGGAUGAUCCCAAACAACAACCAAGUCCAUUUUCCGUGGACCAAAGGGACUACUCCACAGAGCUGAGCGUCACCAUUGCGGUGGGAGCAUCCCUGCUGUUUCUGAACAUCCUGGCCUUUGCAGCCCUGUACUACAAAAAAGAUAAGAGGAGACAUGACGUUCACAGGAGAUGCAGCCCUCAGCGAACCACCACCAACGACCUGACCCAUGCACAAGAAGAGGAGAUCAUGUCCCUACAAAUGAAGCACACUGAUUUGGAUCAUGAAUGUGAGUCCAUCCAUCCACAUGAGGUGGUUCUUCGGACCGCCUGCCCCCCAGAUUAUACACUAGCUAUGAGGAGGUCACCUGACGAUGUUCCCUUAAUGACACCCAACACCAUUACAAUGAUCCCCAACACCAUACCGGGGAUUCAGCCCUUACACACAUUCAACACAUUCACCGGAGGACAGAACAACACUCUGCCCCAUCCCCACCCCCACCCUCAUUCACAUUCAACAACCAGGGUAUAGCCAGAUAAGAGAAACAAACUCUAUUUUUUGAUGGAUUGCAGUAAAAGAUUACUGAAGAUUCCUUGGCUUUCAACCUACAAGACUCUUACUAUUUAAAUAAGGAGAACUAUUAUGUGAAUAUACAUAUCAAGCACUUUGGGGGUUUUGAAAAAUAUGAAUUGUACAUAUAUAUACACAAAUCAACUUUAGAAACGAAUUUCAAUUGCUUGAAGCAAUUGUUCUGAAUGAUACUUUUUCAUUCACAUUCAAGAAUUAAUUUUUUGAAGAUUUAAGUUACAGAAUGAAAUUAGGCAUGUGGAGCAACAAACAGGAAAGAAGUAUGUCUGAAAUAAGAAAAGUAACCAUUACAAAACAACUAUGAAUAUGCACAAGGGACACACCAAUGGAAUGUCAGAUAAUUUCCACCAGUUUUUAUUUGGAGCCGUUUUAUUGUGUAGACCCUCUUUACAUAUUUGGAAAAGUGCACAAAGCACCAGUGCUGUUAAUGGCCUUAGCAGAGGCUCAUACUGAAAUGUGCCAGUAAAACAAAGAAGUGUAAAGACUGGCAGGUACACCAUUAUCACAUCAGUGCUGUCAGUAUAAAGUUGUGGGGAUAAAGGAAACUGGAUAUUUUUAGCACGAUGUGCAUGAUCAUUUAUAUGCUUGGUGGCUGUUGCUGCUGAUUAAGCCGUAAUUAAAAUUCUUCUCAUCCCAUUGGAGUUUUUAAUAGAAGCUUCCUCCAUCAAUUGGCAGAACCUAAAGAAGAUCUUAAGGGGCAAAAGUAAUUAUAAUAAAAUAAUUCACAGUAGUUUCAAUAAUAGAAAGAAUUAGUUAUUAAAGGUAUUUGAAGAAACUAUAGGUAUAGUGGUGAAUACUCGCUGAUAUGAAUCCCAGAAAAAAAAAUUCCUGUGUUUCUAAUGUUCUUUUUAUUCCCACCUAAAUAAUUUAUAAGCAUAUAGCCCUAAUUAGACAUAUUUACAGGAUCUCUACUUUUUUGUGGUUUUUGUUAUUCUGUGUUUUGUUCCUCGGUAAGGUAAAGUGUGUCCAAAGAGUUCUUGCAACAGUAUUCUACGAUAUGAGGAUGCCCCAGUAUUACCACGCUGAUUCCUGUUCUCAGUUAAUUGAUUUUCUCAUGUUGCAUGACAAAAUGUUUACUAAUAAUUCAGUAUAAAGUUAUGUCCCACUUCACAUCACUUACCUUUCUCACUGAGGUCCACUCACUGGAUUUCCUCAUGCGAUCUCAGUAGAGUACGAGUAGCUACAGAACCUAGGAGAGUCAAUACCUGGAGGGCUUUAGUCUUACACGUCUCUGCGAUUUUCAACGAAUAUUCUAAAACCACAGGAAACUCUUCAUCCCCCUGUUGUUUACCGGUAACAGUAUAUCACUGAGCUUUCCAAAUGUUUGUAUAUGUAAUCAGAUGUACAUUUAUAUUAAAAAAAAGUGAGAUGGACUUAAAGAGCACAUCCUGAUAAAUACUUUCUCUCUUACCUGUAUUAUAUUUCUAUUAGACUAAAGUUAUGUGAUUUUUUUUUACAUUUUUUCAGAUGACUAGCAAUUUUGAUAGUUUGUAAGAUAACGCCAAGAACUUUCUCUGACAAACUAACUGCAGUAACAGAAACCUUUCUUUUCAGUUACUCUUUUUCAAGAAUGAAAGCUUAUUAUACAAAAAAAAAAAAUUGUAUACUACUUGAUGGAAACAACUUUGUACAUCUUGGCCAUGUCACUGGUCAUUGCGUGAAAUAAAGAUAAUCUGGAUAAUGACUAUUAGUCCAAUGCUAAGAGACAUGAUCUUUGCUCAUUAAAGAGCUA